AUGCACGCAGGGUUGAUGAUUAGUUUUGUUGGCCUUGGCCUGCCUAUCUUAGCACAUUGCUCUAUCCUCCCCCAUCUGGCUCUCGACAAAGUACUGAAAGAUGCCUCCCCAAUCUUUGGCCCAUAUAUGCCAUCCUCGGUGCAUACAGCGCACUGGAUGAAGCGUUAUCCUGACUCGACACCCGUAGUGCGCAUGAAUCUGCCGGGAACGCAUGACAGUGCUACAUGGAAUUAUUCGCAAGCGACGCAGGAUGCGCUGCGGCCCAUCACCGACCUCAAUGGCGAGUCCCUCCAGGUCUCAGACUGGUAUCGUUGCCAAGAUCGCUCGCUUAUUGACAUGCUCAACGCCGGUAUCCGUGUGUUCGACCUGCGCUUCGCCAUGGACGCUACGAGCUCCACACUGGUCUUCUACCAUGGGGCGGCACUGCAAUCUGAGACAGCCACUGUUGAAGAUGUGUUCUUUGGCUUCUACCACUGGCUCGAUCACCAUCCCACCGAGGCUCUCUUCCUCUCCCUGAAGUACGAAGACGGCACAGCACGGAAUGCCACUAAUGAUAUCUCCGUGCAGCGCGCCAUGUACAAGAUCCUGACUUCAAUGCCCGCUCGUCACUACCUGAACCCGAUGCAGAAUGAACUGGGCACACUGGGACAGGCGCGCGGCAAGAUCACCCUCUUCCGGCGCUUUGACAUGGCCGAUCUGCCGACCGAGGAGGUGGCACACGUGCCGGGGCUGCAUUUCCCACCACGCCUUUGGACGGAUAACUCACCCAAUAUUGAGCUCCUGUACAAUAAGCGGAAGAACUUUACGGCGUUCAUCGGGGAUUUCUACGAGACAGGAGCAGGCCUGGGCUCGAGCGCCGCACUUAACAUUCAGUGGAAGCUAAAUGCCACCACAUCUCAUCUCGUCAAGGCGGCGACGCAGCACCCCGACAGUCUCUUCUGGACAUUCGCUUCGAGCGAGUAUGAUACUAAUGUACCACCGGACUAUCCUCGUAUCAUGGCACUGGGAAAUGGUACGCAGAAAACUCCGCAGGGAGGUGCUAACCACCAGCUCAUCUCCUUCAUGCAGCAGCACAAGGGCCAGCGACUCGGUAUCGUCAUGUUUGAUUUUUUCGAUCAACCAGCGGACUUGGUGGCGACGCUGUUGGACCUGUAG
Messenger RNA from Aspergillus tanneri, 1155 nucleotides. Its product is annotated as phosphatidylinositol-specific phospholipase C. The transcript has a single exon. Gene Ontology annotation, molecular function: phosphoric diester hydrolase activity. Gene Ontology annotation, biological process: lipid metabolic process. The record is from RefSeq and is a predicted model, not a curated record. NCBI's taxonomy places the organism in Eukaryota, Fungi, Ascomycota, Eurotiomycetes, Eurotiales, Aspergillaceae. Bases 1 to 1155 code for a protein of 384 amino acids.